UUUAUUAAAUUUGCAUAUUUAACUUUUUUCGUAUUUAUUAUAAAUUGAAAAAAUCUGCUUGAACAUAUAUAUAUAUGUAUAUGUGUAUACAUAUAUAUAUAUAUAUAUUAAUUAAGCUUAUAAUUGAUUAAAUCACAUUACGAGUCAUCACGUUGAAUUGGUGGAGAACAGCAAUCGGAACAAUUGAAAAAUUCGUCAAGGCUUAAUCAAAGAUCGACAUGCUUACAUUAAUGCAAUUGUUAGAUUUGUCAUGCGAUGUCGAUGGAGUGAAAAUAUCAGAAGUGCCUGAUUGGAACAAUGAGAAAUCACAUAGUUUGCAACUGCAACAACGUGAUAGAGAACAGUUGCAUCGUGACAAAUUACAACAACAACGCGAUCGCGACAGUGAACGAGAGCAUCUGCAUCAAUUGCAAUACAUUGGAAACUUGCUGUUGGAUCCUCCGCCGUCGGCCAACCUUCAGGGAUAUUCACAUGAUGUGUCUUGUACACAAUCCAACAAGAAUAACAAUAUAGAUGGAGACAUGUCAAUUUCGGAUUUAUUCGGACUUGGCUUACCUCGGGGAUCGUUGAUAAGCAGUCAAUCAACAGCUGCGUCUCCUAGUUGUCGUAAUUAUCAGUAUCAGGGUCGCAAUCAGGGAUCCUCUCAACAUUAUCAGGGUGAUGAUAGGAACGGAAUAUGCUCGAAUUCAUCAAUGUUAGAUGUUCCAAGCUCUCCAAGUUCUAUUACCACACCCGGCAGCCCUAGCACUCCUGGAAGUCUUUAUUCGAACCCUUAUUCAUAUUCAUCUACGAAUAGUAGUAAUCAAACAGCAUCAUCGUUAAAAAGUCGAGGAUCUUUGCAGCAUGUGGGUUCACCUUCAUCGCCCAUUCAUUCUCCUUAUUAUGGGAGACCUAUUCGUGGGUCACCACCUUACAGCGAUUGUAGUAGUCCCACUUUCGAAUAUUCUCAUGUGAUGGGAUGCAGUGGAUCAAGAUCAAAUUCACCAGCGGACUCAGACACGAGUGGUAUAAGUAGUGUGGAUGGGUCUCUAUCCGAUAUAAUGAACUGUUUAUCAUUAAACUCAUCAUCACACGAAUGUUACCCUCAGUCUCUGGGUUCGUUGAUGUCACCAGAAGUGGAUUUAUGUACGAACAAUAGAGCAGCCGCGUUCCAACGAAUGGCAGUGAAAAAGUAUUUAUCUUCAUCCCAUCAAAAUUCAUCGUCGACGCAUCAUCAUCACUCACAUGGACAUAAUCGCAGUCAUCACUACGGAUCGAAUCAAAAUGGCAAUUUCCUGAAUUCUUUUCUAUCACACGAGAAAAAUUGUUGUACUACUGGAAAUCAUAUGGCUUUAAAUUCACCUCCUAUAAAUAUUUUAGACCCACAAAUGUCACUUGAACGUGUAGCACGUUUUCAUCGAAGUGCUGCUGCACUUUGUGAUCCAACAUGUACUUGGAGCGGUAUAUUACCACAACGUACUCAAAGACCAUCAGGUUAUUCAUCUAAAGUAUUUCUUGGUGGUGUACCUUGGGAUAUUACAGAAUCUCUUUUAAUUGCUACUUUUAAGCAGUUUGGUCAAAUAAGAGUAGAAUGGCCCGGAAAGGAUCAAUCCGCUACACAGCCAAAGGGAUAUGUAUAUAUUAUAUUUGAAUCUGAAAAACAGGUAAGAACUUUGUUAGCAUGUUGUACACAUGAUUUUACCAAUGGUGGAAGUUGGUAUUACAAAAUAUCGUCUAAACGUAUGAAAGCAAAAGAGGUACAAGUAAUACCUUGGAUUCUUGAAGAUAGUAACUAUGUAAAAUCAUCAUCACAAAAACUUGAUCCUCACAAAACAGUAUUUGUGGGUGCUCUUCAUGGUAUGCUAACUGCUGCUGGUUUAGCAAAAAUUAUGGAUGAUCUAUUUCGAGGCGUUAUUUAUGCAGGUAUUGAUACUGACAAACACAAAUAUCCAAUUGGAUCUGGUCGUGUUACAUUUAGUACAAAACAUUCAUAUAUGAAAGCAAUUUCAGCUGCUUUUAUAGAGAUAAAAACUGCCAAAUUUACAAAAAAGGUGCAAGUUGAUCCGUAUUUAGAAGAUUCUAUGUGUUCCGGAUGCUCCGUACAACAAGGACCCUAUUUUUGUCGUGAAGUGGUGUGCUUCCGGUAUUUCUGUCGCAGUUGCUGGCAAUGGCAGCAUUCGAUGGAAUCAAUGUGGCAUCAUAAGCCUUUAAUGCGUAAUUCCAAAACAAAUCAAGUUGUCGGAUUAUCACCAAAUAUAAAUUCUUGGACCCGUGGAAUGAAUAAUCCCACAAUUUAAGUACAAUUACUAUUAAUAUACAAUUGAGCUUCUCUUUCAUGGUCACACAUUCAAUUUUUUUUGACUAUUUGUUUUUGCACGGACGUUGUGCUAGCUGACUUAUUGACAGGGUGCAAACUUAGUUUUUAUCGCAGAGCUGCGGGCAGCUGGUUUGACGAUAUACUUUGAAAUACCGGAUAUACCAGCUGAUCGGCAAAUGCAACGAUUUGUUUAUUAUCGUUACUAUCACGUACGUCCGCGGUAUAGAGACUAAUUAAUAGAUAAAAAUCGUGUUUCAUAUAAAGUUCCUAUUUCGAACGCGGCCACCACCACGUUCUCAACAAACAGUAUUUUUAUUUAGUAUGUUUAUUUAGGGACUGGUUCUCUUGUUAAUCGUUUUAUUCCGAAGAAUAUAAUUGUGUCAUUGAGUAACACAUCACAUUAUAUGAUAAUUAUGCGUUACGAGUGUGCAUUUACAUUGAAUUCGUGUGGGUCCAAUUGUGGCUUUUAUAGUGACAAUAAUUUUUAUACGAUAAAAUGAGAAGCCACUCGAUUGUUUAAAAAAAUAAAAAAGAAAGAGAGGAGGACUAAGCUUAUAAUAUUAAAAAAAAAAAACCACAAAAAUACAAUACGCCGCUAAAGUAAUCUAUCGGCGAAAUAUUACGCUUAAUCGUAAACUAUUCGAUGAGAUUAGAUUAUUGUGGUAUUCUAGCGGCAGGAGGAAUUAAUAAUUUAAUUAUUAUUAUUUUUUUUGCGAAAAACGCAUUUAAUUUGAGUACUAAUUAGAACCCAGGCUAUAUAUCGAUAUUUGUCGAUGAUAUUGCCCGUCGUUGUAGUUUUAUGUUAGAUUGUACAGUAUAAGGGUAUUGCCAAUGGCCACUAUAAUCAUAAUUUAUAUUCUUAGUCAAAGCGGUAAGCCUUUGUGAGCUUUCGUUUAGAGGGACUGUUUAACUGUUGACGAAAUGGAGAAGUACAUGGUCUACGAUUCUGGAGCGGAUUGUAGUAAAUUGAUUCUGUUUUUAUUUUUUGUUACGAUAUUAUGUUAUGUAUUUUCUUUCAACAAGAUUUCGUAAUAUUACUUCUAAUCGCGUUUCUGAUGUUUUGAUAUCAUUUUGUUGAGUGAAUUAAAAAUCAUAUUUUUGCAGAUAGA
Molecule: messenger RNA, 3405 nt
Organism: Apis dorsata (giant honeybee)
Lineage: Eukaryota; Metazoa; Arthropoda; Insecta; Hymenoptera; Apidae
Gene: orb
Product: cytoplasmic polyadenylation element-binding protein 1
Exons: 12
Coding region: 219-2276 (685 amino acids)
Biological process (GO): negative regulation of cytoplasmic translation
Cellular component (GO): neuron projection; synapse; cytoplasm
Molecular function (GO): ribosome binding; translation factor activity, RNA binding; mRNA 3'-UTR binding
Source: RefSeq, a predicted model, not a curated record